AUGUCCACUCUUAAGGAACUCAACGGCCGCCUCACCGCCCAGCCUUACGUGUCCGGCUUCACCCCAAGCCAAGAGGACGCGCGCAUCUUCGCCGAGAUGUUCGGCUCCCGCACCGCCGUGAUUGAGUGGGCCGCCCGCAUGGCCGCGUACUAUCAAGCGGAGCGCGACGAACUCGCCGGCGCUGCGUCCUCAUCAAAGAAGGCCGCCGCUGCAGAAGAGGAUGAAGACAUUGAUCUCUUUGGUGAGGUCACAGAGGAGGAAAAGGCCGCACUCGAGGCAAAGAAGAAGAAGGACGCUGAUGCCAAGAAGGCCAAGAAGGUGGUCAUUGCCAAGUCUUCUAUUCUCUUCGACGUGAAGCCAUGGGAUGAUACAGUCGAUCUGGAAGCACUCGCCCAGAAGUUACAUGCUGUGAAGCGCGACGGUCUUCUUUGGGGUGACCACAAACUUGUUCCAGUGGCGUUUGGCCUGAAGAAGCUUCAGCAGCUGAUUGUCAUUGAGGACGACAAGGUUUCUGGUGAUGACCUCGAGGAUCUUAUCAUGUCAUUUGAGAACGAGGUGCAGUCUAUGGACAUCGUCGCCUGGAAUAAGAUUUAA
Trypanosoma theileri is the source of this 594-nucleotide messenger RNA. Its product is annotated as translation elongation factor 1-beta. The record is from RefSeq and is a predicted model, not a curated record. Bases 1 to 594 code for a protein of 197 amino acids. Gene Ontology annotation, cellular component: eukaryotic translation elongation factor 1 complex; cytosol. NCBI's taxonomy places the organism in Eukaryota, Euglenozoa, Kinetoplastea, Trypanosomatida, Trypanosomatidae. The transcript has a single exon. Gene Ontology annotation, biological process: translational elongation. Gene Ontology annotation, molecular function: guanyl-nucleotide exchange factor activity; translation elongation factor activity.